Striga hermonthica is the source of this 2115-nucleotide messenger RNA. The record is from the annotation of a GenBank genome assembly. Lineage: Eukaryota; Viridiplantae; Streptophyta; Magnoliopsida; Lamiales; Orobanchaceae.
AUGACGUCAAUUCCCGGCUGGUUCUGUAUCGCCUUCGUCCUGCUCGUCCUCUUCUCCGGCAAUGCCGCCGUGGCGACUGAGUUCGACUUCGGGACGCUGACCAUGUCCAGCAUGAAGCUCCUCGGCGACGCCCGCCUCAGCAACGGGAGCGUGCUCCUCACGCGCGACGUCAGCGUCCCGUACUCCGGCGCCGGCAGGAUCCUGUACUCCCGGCCGGUGGCCCUCCGUGGGCCUGGGGCCCGGGACCUCGCAAGCUUCUCCACCUUCUUCUCAUUCUCCAUCUCCAACCUCAACCCUUCCUCCAUCGGCGGCGGCCUGGCCUUUGUCGUCACGGCGGACGACGACUACCUCGGCGACUCCGGCGGGUUCCUCGGCGUCACCGGCGCUGGUCCCCGCCGCAGCUCCGCCGUCGUGGCGGUGGAGUUCGACACCCUGAUGGACGUUGAGUUCAAGGACAUUAACGGCAACCACGUCGGCCUGGAUCUCGGCUCCAUGGUCUCCGCCCGCGCCUCAGAUCUGGACGCCGCCGGCGUCGAUCUCAAGAGCGGCGACCUGGUCAACUCGUGGGUCGACUACUCCGGACCGGACCGAUCCAUAGAGGUGUACGUCUCCUAUUCCAACCUAAAACCCAAAAGGCCCGUCCUCACCGCCGCCCUCAACCUCUCCGACCACAUUCCCGACGACUUCGCCUUCGUCGGAUUCUCCGGAUCGACCCAAGGCAGCACCGAGACCCACGCCAUCGAGUGGUGGAGCUUUAGUUCAUCCUUCAACGAGAGCCCAUCUCCGCGGGCCCCACCGCCUUCCUCUCCAUUAAUAAACCCCUCCGCCGACAGCAUCAUCCCGCCACCUCAGCCGCCAUCCAAUCCUCCGAACGCCACCUCACCCGCCAUCCCGGGCCGAACCAGCGCAAGAAAAUGCCACAGCCCGCUCUGUAAAAACGGGCCGGGCCCAAUAAUCGGCGUCCUCACAGCCAGCGCAUUCCUCUUCGCCUUGUGCGCCCUAGCCCUCGUCUGGGCCCACCACAAAAAACCACAGGCGGCCCGCAAAACCACCACUGAAACCCUCGGCUCGUACGUAAUCAAAAUGCCGAAAGAAUUCAGGUACAACGAGCUCCACAUUGCCACCAAGGGUUUCGACCCGACCCGUGUCAUCGGUCGCGGCUCGUUCGGAACCGUGUACAAAGGCAUCCUUCCCACGACCCGCGAUUUAGUCGCCGUCAAACGGUGCAGCCACAAAGGACAGGGGAAAACAGAGUUUCUAUCUGAGCUCUCGAUAAUCGGGAGCCUCCGGCACCGGAACCUCGUCCGACUCCAAGGCUGGUGCCACGAGAAAGGCGAGUCUCUCCUCGUCUACGACCUCAUGCGAAACGGGAGUUUAGACAAAGCCCUUUUCGAAUCAAAAACCGUGCUUCCGUGGGCCCACCGGCGCAAGAUCCUUCACGGCGUGGCCUCGGCACUCGCGUACCUUCACGGGGAAUGCGAGGCCCGAGUGAUCCACCGUGACGUGAAGACGAGCAACGUGAUGCUGGACGAGGGUUUCAACGCGAGGCUGGGGGAUUUCGGGCUGGCCCGACAGGUGGAGCACGACACGGGGUCGCCGGAGGCCGCCACGGUGGCGGCCGGGACGAUGGGUUACCUGGCGCCAGAGUAUGUGUUAACGGGCCGGGCCUCGGAGAAAACGGACGUGUUCAGUUACGGGGCGGUUGUGCUGGAAGUGGUAACUGGGCGGCGGGCAAUCGAGCGCGCGACCCCGAAUAGCAAUCUUGUGGAGUGGGUGUGGAGUUUGCACCGGGAAGGGCGACUGGAGGAGGCGGCGGACGGGCGGUUGGUCGGGGUGGACGUGGAGGAUGUGGGCCGGGUGCUGAAGAUUGGGCUGGGUUGUGCAAAUCCGGAUCCGGAGGCCCGCCCCGGGAUGAGGGGGGUGGUGCAGAUGCUGGCGGGGGAGGCGGAGGUGCCGGAUGUGCCGAGGGUCCGGCCCGGACCGAGCUACAGCACGUCGGACCUUUUGAUGACGUUGCAGGACAGCGUGUCGGAUUUGAACGGGACGACGAUGAUGAUGAUGAUGAUCGAGCUGUCGACGAGCUCCUCGUCGGAGAAUGGUUUUGAUUUGGUCUGA